GUCAGAGGCUUACUUUCUUCCUGGUGCAAAGCCAAACCUGAGUUGAACAUCUCAUCCCUUGGCGUGCUGAAACACUCUUUCGUUUUUUUCCAUUUUAAUAAAUUGGCAAGAAACUACUCCCACGAGAAAAUGUCAUGAAGAAGAUGCUAAGGGCUUGCGAUGCUUAAAAACCUGGAACGAAGCAUAUAAAUGGCCAUUUAUCAAUAGGAUUGGUGUGAAAAAAAUUGGUGACAAUGUUUGGAAGAGGUUGCUUUGCUUCUUACAAGCUGCAAAAUUGCAUUGAAUCGCUACUUCAUUCUUACAAAUAUAAGUCGGGCAAUAUCUCUCCAGGUUUCCAACAUCAAGACGGUAUGGCUAAGCGACAUGAUUUCUCUAUGAACCAAGGGCUUCGAUUCAUCAGCACCAAUAUAGGAAUAUGGAGAAACAUUACUACUACAAAGGAUGAGAGGGAGAAGGAUAGCCCACCAGCGGCUGGUUCAGGUCCUCCAAAGUUCAAAUUCUCCCUCUGGGUAAAAUGCCUUUUGGGCUCUGUGCUGAGUUUCUUCCUGCCCUUCUGGAAGGAAAAAUGGACAAAACUGAAGAGGAUUGAAGGAGAAGCAGAGAUGGUGGUGGAACAGGUCGAGAAUGUAGCGGAGGUAGUGGAAAAGGUUGCAGACGCAGCGGAGAAGGCAUCAGCUCAAGUAGCAGAAAAGCUUCCUGAUGAUAGCAAGCUGAAAAAGGCAGCUCUGGCGGUCGAACACGUUUCAGAAAUAACAGCCCAAGAUGCUCACGCCACAACACAAUUCAUCCACCAGGCUGAGGCAAUAAAGCAUGACGUAGAUGGCUUGGAGUCAUUGGUUGAACCCAUUGUUAACAAGAUCGUGAAGCAAGGACCCCAAGCAAAAUAAACUCAAAUUUAAUCUUGAUGAAACCUUAGAGAAGAUUAAAUAAUGCCAUGAUGUAAGAUAAAAAAAAAUAUUUAUUCUAAACUUUUGUUUAUUUGCUUGGUCCAAGUCCAGUCAAAGAUCAGCCUAACAUCAGUUUAUCUCCCUAAUUCAAGAAUUCCACCAAGUCAUCCAGGACGUGGGCCACGGCGAACACGAAUCACGGCUAAUAAAGCAAAGCUAUCUGUCUGGAAAAGAAACUAAAGCGACAAAAGAGGACAACGUUAGCGUACAAAUUCUUAGCUUUCCUUGUUUUUUUGGUCGGAUAUUUAAUAAAAGCUGUAAAAGAUUGACCAGUAGACAUUAAUCUUGUUUAAGAAAGUCGAAACAGAAACUCCAAAUCCG
Molecule: messenger RNA, 1268 nt
Organism: Durio zibethinus
Lineage: Eukaryota; Viridiplantae; Streptophyta; Magnoliopsida; Malvales; Malvaceae
Source: RefSeq, a predicted model, not a curated record